Eublepharis macularius is the source of this 2720-nucleotide messenger RNA. It is a transcript of the gene FEN1, whose product is annotated as flap structure-specific endonuclease 1. Gene Ontology annotation, cellular component: nucleus. Gene Ontology annotation, molecular function: 5'-flap endonuclease activity; DNA binding; 5'-3' exonuclease activity. Bases 133 to 1278 code for a protein of 381 amino acids. The record is from RefSeq and is a predicted model, not a curated record. NCBI's taxonomy places the organism in Eukaryota, Metazoa, Chordata, Lepidosauria, Squamata, Eublepharidae. The transcript is spliced from 2 exons.
AGAAAGGGAGAGGAAGUUUUAGCUGCCUGAGCGGAGGGUGGUUGAGCCUCGUCGGCAAGCGGGCAGCGAAAGGAGGUUUCUGCUGUGUCAUAUCAUCUCCAAUUCAGCUUCAGCUUCAAUUUUGUUACCAGCAUGGGAAUCCACGGUUUAGCCAAACUGAUUGCAGAUGUAGCUCCUGGUGCCAUUCGAGAAAAUGACAUUAAGAGUUAUUUUGGUCGGAAAGUGGCUAUUGAUGCUUCUAUGAGUAUUUACCAGUUCCUGAUUGCUGUACGGCAGGGAGCCGACAUGCUGCAGAAUGAGGAAGGUGAGACCACUAGCCACCUAAUGGGCAUGUUCUACCGUACCAUCCGCAUGGUGGAAAAUGGCAUCAAGCCUGUGUAUGUCUUUGAUGGCAAACCUCCACAGUUGAAAUCAGGUGAACUGGACAAGCGUACUGAGCGCCGAGCUGAGGCAGAAAAGCAAUUGCAAGAGGCCAAAGAGGCAGGUGAAGAGGAAAAUGUAGAAAAAUUUAGCAAGAGGUUAGUUAAAGUGUCCAAGCAACACAACGACGAGUGCAAGAAGUUGCUUACUCUGAUGGGCAUCCCCUUUGUAGAAGCACCUGGGGAGGCUGAAGCUAGCUGUGCUGCCUUGGUCAAAGCUAGUAAGGUCUAUGCUGCUGCUACUGAGGAUAUGGACUGUUUGACCUUUGGUAGCCCUGUGUUGAUGCGACAUCUUACUGCCAGUGAGGCUAAGAAACUUCCCAUUCAGGAAUUCCACCUGCACCGUAUCCUUCAAGACAUGGGUCUGACUCAGAAGGAAUUUGUGGACCUUUGCAUACUGCUAGGUUGUGACUACUGUGAAAGUAUUCGUGGCAUUGGGCCCAAGCGUGCCAUGGAGCUCAUCAGGCAGCACAAAAGCAUAGAAAAAAUUGUUCAGCAAAUAGAUACUAAGAAAUACUUCCUGCCAGACAACUGGCUGCACAAGGAGGCCCAGCAACUUUUCAUGGAACCUGAAGUUGUAGACCCAGAAGCUGUGGAGUUGAAGUGGAGUGAGCCCGAUGAGGAGGGACUUGUCCAGUUCUUGUGUGGGGAAAAGCAAUUCAAUGAAGAAAGGAUCCGUAACGGAGUCAAGAGACUGAACAAGAGUCGCCAGGGUAGCACUCAAGGCCGACUAGAUGAUUUCUUUAAGGUUACUGGCUCAAUUACUUCAGCCAAGCGCAAAGAACCAGAGCCUAAAGGGUCUGCCAAGAAAAAAGCAAAGGGCGGUGGUGCAGCAGCAAAGUUCAAAAGAGGAAAAUAACUUCUAAAAAAUUAUAUCAAUUCCUUUUCACUCCAGAUGCUACUGGAAAGAAAGUAUACUGAACUGCCAAUACAGGGCCAUUUGGUGACCUGCUGUAGCUCUGUAAUACUUAAAAAAGAGACACAACCCUUCAGCCUAACCUGAUAAAUGGAGGGCACUGCUCUCAAUGACAAAAUCUUGAUGUUGCUGAUUAGUAGCCACAGGUGCAGCUUCACUGAUGGCUGACAUUGCUGCAGGCUGAUGCAGAGGAUGUUACUACUACUAACACAAUUGCUAUGAAUCAGCCACAGUUGCUGCAUUCUUUCUAGUUGUACCAAGCCUAGGAAUUGCUUUCAUUUCAUUUAUAGCUUUGAAUAUACACUGAUGAGUAUGCUCUUUUUUCUAUGAAUACCUUGUUGCUUUCAAACUGAAUUUUCUGAAGUAGAUUAAAUAGCCUUGCGAGUAGUAUCAGCAAACACAAUUGCAGUGUUGAAUAAAUAAGAUGGGCAAACAAGAUGACUUCUGAAUGAUCAAAUCUAAGAUAGCCACCUUUCUAAUCUGGUCGUUCUAUACUCCUCAGUUACAGUUGAUGCAGACAUCAUGCCUGGUCGGAUCCAGCUGUCCAUCAGUGGAAGGCACCAUAGUUAUGAAUCUUUCCUUUGUUGUGCUCCCUCCACAGUUCUUUCUGACCCCAGGAAAGUUUAUUCUCAAGGUUACAGGGCCUAUAUGGACUAAUAGCCACAAAGAUUGGGAAACUGCUGUGAGAAGGGUAAAGGGGAUGAAAUUGCCUUCCUCUAUCAGUGCAGCUGAACAGUUUUUUCCUCUUCCUACCACAGCCUACUGGUCUACCUGAGUCAAGCAACCCGGGAAAAAAAAUUUCCAGUUUCAGAAAGAGUUUUGGUGGAGGGGAAUACCAGAAUCAUUCAUGAUCCUUGCAUCCACUGAGUGCUAGAUCCAGCUCCCUGUCUUGAUUAAUUAGCUUGGCUUGCCCUUGUCAACUAAAAGAAUGGGGUUGUCAGUUAAUAGGGAUCAUCCUGAUUGGAUGAUCCCUAUGAACUCUUCCCUAUUAACUCUAUUGAUACUGAAGCACACUCUUCUCAGGUGUGCUUCAGUAUCAAUUAGAGUAGCAACAUUGUGAACGUGGUGGUUGGAGAUGGUCAGAAGAUAAUUUUCUUAUUUGAAAUUAUAUGAGAUUGUUUUAACUGCAAGUUAUUUUUUCUCGGGUUUGUGUCAUUUAAUUCACCAAGUUUGUAAAUAUUUAUGACUGAAUAGGAAAAUAUUUUCAUUUUCAGUCUUUGAAAGAAAUAAGGAACCAAAUUCUAGAUUGUCUUAUUUUAUGAAUAGCUUUGUUUUGGUUUUAGCAAAUAGCAGUGUAGAAACUGACAGAUGCCAUCCUGGACUAGGGAUUUUUUUUUUCUGCUUUACCUCUUGUAUUAAACGUACAAUAAAUGCUUUUUUCAUUA